ACAAAUGACUGUGAAUGAAAAGCCCUAUUGGUUUGUUUUUUGUUUCGUUUUCAUAAUAUUAUGAUAAUAACUAUAAUGAUAGCUAAUUUAUUACAUUCCUCCGUUUGUUGAAAUAACUAAACAUUUAUUGUGUCAUUUUUUGUUUCCUAAACAAAGGCAGAAUAAGUAUACAAAAUUUUGGAUUGAAGAAGUGGUCUUUUAAACACCAGCAGUUCCCUUCUACCACAGAGAGAAUACCCCAACCAACGGGUAUUCUGUGCUUCUACAUCUUAACUGAAGGCAGAUGGCCCACUAGAUUAUUAUAUGGUUGCAAAGUUAUUUUCCAACUUCAUACAAACAGUGAGUGUGUUGUAUUUAUGUCCCCUAUUUAAUAGUUUUUGUCAAAUUUCAAUAUUUUUAUUCAGUUGAUUUGUAUAAUAUGGAGUUUAACAUCGAAAUUGAAGAAAAAUUUAUUGACCAUGACCAAAGGUAUAUACAUCCUAAGCCAUCCACUUCAACCAAUUUUGUAGACUUGAAGAAUGAACCAGAAGAAGAUAAGUCAGCAAUGGAACUACAACUCAAAAUUAAGGAAGAAUUUGUUGAAGUUGGCCACCGUUAUAUAGAGAAUCAGCUAUUUACAUCUCUAGAUCAUAAAGAGUUGAAGAAUGAACAAGAAGCAGAUAGCUCAGCUAUGGAAGUAAAAGUUGAAACUAAGGAUGAGUUUGCAGAAGAUGACCAAAGAUGUAUAGAAACUCAGCCGACUACAUCCCUAGAUCUCAAAGACCUGAAUACUGAAAAAUGUGAAGAUAACUUAAACUUAGGGUUUCCACAAGAGAACACAUUGGAAGUUAUGAAUGUAGAUUCAAUUGAUAAGAAACGAUCUAUGAGUAGACCUGUUGAAGAAAAAAUAUUAAACUAUGAAAUUUGUGCUAAACAGUUUGCAAAAGUUCACACUGGAGAAAAACUUCACAAGUGCAAAAUUUGUUUUAAGCAGUUUUCUCUAGCAGAUAAUUUGAAAAAACAUUUGAGAGUGCACACUGGGGAAAAACCUUAUAAGUGUCUUUCUUACAAGAAGAACCGAAUGGAAAUGAUGAAAAUUUUACCUGAAGAUUCAUUUACUAUAAACCAGAUAAGUUUGAAAUCCGAAGAAGCGACAAUAAAUAAUUCUAUUUGUUCUAAAGAUUUUAAUUACAGAAGUAAUGUAAACGAACAUAUGAACAACGAAACUGGAGAAGGACUGGAGAAGAACAAAUGUGAAAUAUGUUUUAAGCAGUUUAGUACCUCAAGCAGUUUGAAACGGCAUUUGAUCGUGCAUACUGGAGAAAAGCAUCACAAGUGUGAAAUCUGUUUAAAGCAAUUGUCUCACAAAAGUCAUUUGAAACGACAUAUGAGAGUGCACACUGGGGAAAAACCUUGCCGGUGUGAAAUUUGUUUCAAAUCAUUUACACAAGCAUCCGAUUUGAAAAUGCAUCUGAGAGUGCACACUGGAGAAACGCCUUACAAGUGUGAAAUUUGUUUGAAGCAGUUUUCUUAUAACGGCAGUUUGAAAACUCAUUUGAGAAUACAUACUAAAGAAACUCCUUACAAGUGUGAUAUUUGUUCUAAGCAGUUUGCUCAAGCAAUUAAUUUGAAAACACAUUUGAGAAUGCACACUAAAGAAACUCCUUACAAGUGUGCAAUUUGCUUCAAAAAUUUUUCUCAGCAAACUCACCUGAAAGUCCAUAUGCGUGUUCACUCUGGAGAGAAACCUUAUACAUGUGAUAUUUGUUGUAAGCAGUUUUCCCAAACUAGUCAAUUGAAAACACACAUGAGAUCUCACACUGGAGAAAAACCUCACAAAUGUGAUAUUUGCUUUAAACAGUUUAGCAGCUCUAGCAGUUUGAAACAGCAUUUGAGCGUGCAUACUGGAGUCAAACGUUACAAGUGUGAAAUUUGUUUUAGGAAGUUUUCUACAGCAGGAAAUUUGAAAAGCCAUAUGAAAAUGCACACUCGAGAAAAGCUUCACAAAUGUGAAAUUUGUUUUAAGCAGUUUUCUCAGAAAUGUAAUAUGAAUUAUCACAUGAACAUUCAUACGAGAGAAACACCUUACAAGUGUGAAAUCUGUUUUAGGCAGUUUACUAGAGCAGAUAAGUUGAAAAGACAUUCGAGAGCGCACACUAGACAAAUACCUUCAAGUGCUAUGGAGUUUGCUCGAGAGCACACCAUUUGAAAAGUCCUUUUAGAGUGUAUACUGAAAAAAAAUGUACUGUAGACUAGCGUGAAGCUGUAUGUAUACACCAAUAAGACACGUCAUGACAACCGCGUUUAGGCUAUUUCGCCUCUUCGCGGAAUGGGGAUAGAAGACAUUUUGGAAUGUUUUUAAUUUUUAGUUUUUUAUAUAAAGUGUGUCCCACUACCAUUGGAUGUAAUCGACCUAUGUUAUGAUCAUUUAUUUUCUCAAUAUAUACGCAACUGCUAUGAUGAUCAUAAUUAUUAGAAGAGGCAUUAUAAAGUUUUACUUCCCUUGUUUUGUUAGUGUUAUCACUGGAACUCGGAACCAUUUCCAUGGAAGUAUUAAGUAAAUUGUAUUCUAUUUCUAAUGGUUUCGCCCAAUACAAAUGCAAUAUCCACCAAUUGUUCGGUUGAAAAAUUAAAAUUUAAAUAUAAAAAAUUGUUACAAAAAUUUCAACUACAAAAGUAUUACCAGCUUUUGUGACACCAGUAAAUACUGUUUAUAUUAAGAGGAAACAGUAGCGAUCAACAGGUAGCGA
This is a messenger RNA of Diabrotica virgifera virgifera (western corn rootworm), 2729 nucleotides long. RefSeq names its product zinc finger protein ZFP2-like. The transcript is spliced from 5 exons. Lineage: Eukaryota; Metazoa; Arthropoda; Insecta; Coleoptera; Chrysomelidae. The coding region runs from base 419 to 2188 and encodes 589 amino acids. Gene Ontology annotation, biological process: regulation of cytokine production; negative regulation of transcription by RNA polymerase II; regulation of immune system process. The record is from RefSeq and is a predicted model, not a curated record. Gene Ontology annotation, molecular function: DNA-binding transcription factor activity, RNA polymerase II-specific; RNA polymerase II cis-regulatory region sequence-specific DNA binding.